GUUUUAUUCGAAAUGCUGCAAGUAACAAUUGCAAUCUGUGGUCUACUCAGCAUAUUGUGCUCUCCUGUAGUGUCUAUCAAUGGAUGGAGCCCACGCCCGCGCUGGUGGUUGGACGAUUCUCAAAAGGUUAACAAUAUGGCGAGGCAAACACAAUGGCAGCUGCGGCAGCGUUUCCUGAUGGAUUUGUUGCUGCAGGUUCACAAGCCGCUGCUUCAACAGGAGCUAAUCGAAAUGGGCAGUCGGCUCAACGAGAAUCCCAGUGAUUACGAGGCAGACAGUUGGCCGUCGUUAAUUGAUUUCAUGGAGCGUGUGCAUCAGGGACGCAUAUUGCGUCCAUAUAGCAUCUACAGCCAGCUGCAGGAGGAGCUGCCACAGCAAUUGCUUGGUGUAUAUCGCUUUCUACUGCUGGCCAAGGAUUGGAGGACUUUUCAGUGUAAUGCUUGCUACGCACGCAGCCACUUCAAUCCGGUGCUCUUUGUGAACGCGCUGCAAUUGGCGAUUAGUGGACGACCGGAUACAAAGGAUCUAGUGUUGCCAGCGAUGCAUGAGGUGCUGCCGCAGCUGUACUUUGAUAAAGACGUGAUCCUAGAUGCACAGCAAGUCAACUGGCAGCAAUUAGCGCCAAUCCCAAAUAUAACCUUAAAGCGUAGUUGGAAGGAGAUAUUGGGCGACAUUGUGUAUCCCAGGAGAUUCCGUCAGCCAUUGGAAGUCCCAGUAUUGCCCGCCGAACCAAUUGUCAUCGAAGUAAAACCUCUCCGGACACUGCUUAGCUCGGAUGUGGAACUAAACGGCUAUUGGAAUAGUCUGAUCAGUCGCCUGCUUAUCACAAGAAAUGAGCAGGGCACAGCUAUAAUUGACGGCGAUCGAAUGAUGGCGUUCCGUAAUGCCCACGAUGAGUAUAUGUAUCGACUAGAAAAUGGGCGUGCAGCAAAACCAGAACACCCGCAAAUACUGCUGCACAACAUAAAGCAAUUCGUGGCACUAUGUGAGCUGGAAGAACUGACGACAGGCCACAAAUCGUUGCAACUAAUUGAGCCCACAUUGAUGACAACGGGUGGUGUGCGGUAUAAGGCGACAAAGCUUAAUGGUCUAGAUGUGUGGCUGCUGAUUAGGCAGUCUACUGAAGAACUGCAAAGCCAGAUUGAUAAGCAGCUGGAAAAAGCUGUCGAAACGCCGACAAUGGAAACGGUGGGUCAAGUGAUUGCCACAAAUUACUGGCAGCUAUUUCGACAUCUAAGCUUGGCCAUUAACGGCAACUGCACAAUGGAACCCAAUCUACUGGGCAUGGCCACGUCCAACCUGAGAGAUCCCAUUUACCGCACAAUGCUCUUUCAGCUGGCCCAACUAAUUGCGCGAUAUGAAAGGCCACAGGUGUCAGCAUACGAUAAUCAGCAAGUGCAGCAAAUCCAUGUGGGAAACUUGACAACCUAUGAGCACCUUGUGGACAGCGAUCUGAUCAAUUUAAUGGAUCAACAGCUGCUACAGACGCAGCGCAACAAUUUACAGUUUCUCCAAAGACGUCUGGUGGCUCGUCAGUUGCGCUUGAAUCAUAAACCAUUCAACAUCACCUAUGAGCUGUAUGCAUCUGAACCGAUGGUCGUCCUCAUUCGCAGCUAUUUAAUUCCUCCUGGCAGAGAUCAGGCUGGACUACUGAUCGAAAGCUUUGUCAGCGAGUUGGCUAUGGGCAAGAAUAUACUGGUUCGUCAAUUUCCAAUGGCUAAAAGUGUGCAUACACUCAGGAAACUAUAUGAAGCAAAGAAACCGUUGGAUUCGUCCAAUGCCUGCUCCUUUCCACAACAUCUUCUGUUACCUCGUGGUACUGCUGAGGGUCUAAGACUUCAACUCCUUGUGCAGGUUCUGGCAUGGAACGGGUCAGAGACAAUUGCGGAGUGUGAAUGGGCUGGUAGCGUUGUAGACUCCACAGCUCCUGUACUAACCAGCGCCCGGGUGGAUGUGGUAAUCCAUCAUCAUAGCCUAAAACUAAAAGAUUGAUUGAUACCAUUAAGUUAAGACAUAUAUAUGUGAGAUAUUUAUUAUCUGUACGGCAACCGUUAAAAUUAAUCAAUCCCGGAAGUCCGUUUUUGAUAAUGAUAAGAAACUGAUAUGACUCGGAAGCUAAUAAAAAUAUUGGUCAAUUUA
Drosophila grimshawi is the source of this 2139-nucleotide messenger RNA. Its product is annotated as arylphorin subunit C223. Lineage: Eukaryota; Metazoa; Arthropoda; Insecta; Diptera; Drosophilidae. The record is from RefSeq and is a predicted model, not a curated record. Bases 13 to 1992 code for a protein of 659 amino acids. The transcript has 2 exons.